AAGGUAUAAGUAACAAAUACUGAACAGUUUACAUAAUUUAAUAAAAUUGUAUUUAAUAGUUUUAAAUAGUUGUAUAUUCAUUCUAAAAUUCAUAGGCAAUUAAAAUAAAAAUAAAAUAACGAUUUAAUGAAAAUAAUUGUUGGCUAAUGUUAAUAUAAACAAAGCACCUUGGUAAUAUAAAAUAAACAUUUAAAAUAUAGUUUAAAUUAUAAGAGUGCUGCUAAUAUUGUUUAAAAUACCAUUAUUUUAUUCAAAGUAUCUAUCAUUAUUCAUAAAAAUGUCAGACCCAAAGCAAAGUUGUAAAGGACAUUUAAAUAACUUAAAAACAUGGAGAAAUCAUAUUAGAGUCAGACGUUUAUGCAGAAACUUUGUACUGCCGAAUAACAAACUACGAGAAUUUAUGAACCGGAUAACUUCCUGCAUCGAUGAAGGACUUGGCAAAGAAACACAUUCAAAAGCAACAAUCAAAUGCUGGCAAACAUAUGUCCAAGACAUGCCUACUGGUAAUGAAAAGGGUCAAUUCUUGGCUCUUGAUUUGGGAGGUUCAAAUUUCCGCGUUCUCAAACUAGAUUUAGGAGAAAAUCAAUAUUUUAAAAUGAAUCAAGAGACAUAUGAGUGUUCUAAGGAGUUGAUGAAUGGAUCAGGAACAAUAUUGUUUGAUUACAUAGCCAAUUGUUUGAACAAAUUUGUAACCAAAGAAGGAUUAAAAACCAAUAGCCAACUUCCUUUGGGUUUCACAUUUAGUUUCCCAAUGUCACAAUCAAGCAUUGACUCAGGAAAACUUGUAAGGUGGACAAAAGGUUUUACAUGUGAUGGCGUAGUUGAUCAAGAUGUAGUACAGCUGUUGACAAAGUCAAUCAAAAAUAUCCCAGACUUAAAUAUACACAUUUGUGCAAUUUUAAAUGACACCGUUGGCACUUUAAUGUCCUGUGCUUGGUUGAAUCCGAAAACCAGAAUAGGCUUAAUUGUUGGUACAGGUUGUAACUGUUGUUACAUAGAAAAAGUAAAAAAUAUCCAGUUAUAUAGUGGUGACCAGACAAAAACAGAAAUGGUUAUCAAUCUAGAGUGGGGUGCAUAUGGAGAUAAUAGCGAACUUGAAGAUUUUUAUACUAAAUAUGACAAAGUUAUUGAUGAAAAUUCUGAAAAUCGUGGCCAACAAAUUUUUGAAAAAAUGAUUUCUGGAAUGUACCUUGGAGAAUUGUUAAGAUUAGUAUUAUUAGACAUGAUAGACAAAGAAUUAAUAUUUGAUGGGAUAAAGCCAUCAAUGCUUAAUACUCCCCAAUCAUUGACUAGUGAUGUGUUAUCCUUAAUUGAGAAUGAUCCACCUGGAACUUAUGUAGGCACUAGAAAGUUUCUUCAGAAAAUUGGAGUAGCCAAUCCUACAGAUGGUGACUGUAUGAAUAUUAGAUAUGCAACAGAGUGCAUUUCGAGAAGGUCUGCGUAUUUAGUAGCAGCUGGUCUUUCAGCCAUAUUGAAUAAGAUGAACGAGAAAGAUGUAAUAAUUGGAGUGGAUGGGUCAGUGUAUAGAUUUCAUCCGUUUUAUCAUAAUUUGUUGAUGGGCAAGAUUAGUGAAUUAGUAAACAGUGGUAUAAAAUUUGGUAUUAUACUGUCUGAAGACGGCAGUGGAAGAGGUGCAGCAGUCUUAGCAUCAGCAGUUUGUCCAGAUGGAUAAAUCUGUUCAUUACUUGAUGUUAUAAUAUAAAUAAAAUAAUAAUUCUAUUGUUUAGUUGUCUAUUUUUAUUUGAUUUAAACCAUAAUUAAAAAUUAUUUUGUAUUUGGCAAUCAAUUCAGUGUUCGA
Molecule: messenger RNA, 1798 nt
Organism: Metopolophium dirhodum (rose-grain aphid)
Lineage: Eukaryota; Metazoa; Arthropoda; Insecta; Hemiptera; Aphididae
Product: hexokinase type 2-like
Exons: 2
Coding region: 278-1672 (464 amino acids)
Biological process (GO): glycolytic process; intracellular glucose homeostasis; glucose 6-phosphate metabolic process
Cellular component (GO): cytosol; mitochondrion
Molecular function (GO): D-glucose binding; ATP binding; fructokinase activity
Source: RefSeq, a predicted model, not a curated record